CAUGAGACUGUCAGGCAUCUCGCAGCUGGCCGCAGCAGCCGUGGCGCUGCUCGGCCCCGCUGCGGCCUGCCCCGGCGUCGACCACGGCGCCCCGGCGCGGCGCAGCGACCGCAUGGCGACGCAGCCCAGCGGCGGCGCCAGUCUGCUGCGCCCGCUGCGCUGGGGCGACGUGCAGAUCCUCGCCACGACGGACAUCCACGGCUGGUAUCAGGGCCACCUCAAGGCCUCGCAGCCCGAGCCCAACUACUCGGGCGACUGGGGCGACUUUGCCUCGUUCGUCCAGCACAUGUGCGCCCAGGCCGACCGCCGCGGCGUCGAUCUGCUGCUCGUCGACUCGGGCGACUUGCACGACGGCGCGGGCCUCAGCGAUGGCUUUCCGGCGGGCCAGGGCCCAGACGGGCACGUCUCGAACCAGUUCCACAGCAUGGUUCGCUACGACGCACUCUCGCCGGGCAACCACGAGCUCUACGUCUACGCCAACGCGCUCGACACGUUCCAGAACUUCCGUCCGCAGCAGCACGGCCGCUACCUCAGCAGCAACGUCAACAUCACCUACGCGCCGCACGGUACGGGUGCCAACGUCACCGAGCCGAUGGGCGAGCGCUUCGUCAAGUUCCGCACCAAGCACGGGCGCCGCGUCACGUCGCUCGGCGUGCUCUUCAACUUCACUGGCGCAGCUGCGGGUCUGACUGUGCAGGAUCCGGCACGCAUGGUGCAGGAGCAGUGGUUCGGCGAGGCGAUCCAGGAGCGGCCCGACUUCUUCCUGCUCGUCGGCCACAUGCCCGUGCGCAAGGACCAGUGGCCCACGGUGCUGGCGCCGAUCCGCAAGCUGCAUCCCGACACGCCCAUCUUCAUCGCUGGCGGCCACACGCACAUUCGCGACACGGUCGUCUAUGACCAGGCUGCGGUCGGCAUCGAGAGCGGCAGGUACCUCGAGACCAUCGGCUGGCUGGCUGCCAAUCUGACGCGAGGCGACAAUGGCGUAGCGCCAAAGACGACCUUCUCGCGCUCGUACAUCGACGCCAACCGUCGCAACUACGCUUUUCACGCAGGCCUGUCGGAGCAGCGUCUCGACACGCCUCUUGGCCGCCACAUCACGACGGCGAUGGGUCGCGUCGCAAAGGACUGGAACCUGACUCAAGUGUACGGCACCGCUCCACAAGACUACUACCUCGACCGCACCUCACCAGACAGUCCGAGUAGCCUUCUGCGCCUCCUGAGCCAGCAGGUGCUUCCGACGGUCAUCUCGUCGAGCAACCCUGAGCGAAAGGGCGUGCCGAACCUCGUGCUUGCAAACUCGGGCAGCCAGCGAUUCGAUGUGUAUGCCGGUCCUUUUUCGCACGACGACCAGUACAUCGUGUCGCCCUUCAUCGACGCCUUCCUCUUCCUGCGCGACGUGCCGUACAAGUACGCCUCUCAGCUCAUCGGCAAGCUGAACGGCGACGCAACGGCGCAAGCCAACUCGCGCCGCAGCGGCGAGUCGGGCUCUUCUUCUGCGGCGGCCCGCUCCGCCUAUGCGCGUGGCGAAGUCGACUACAUCUUCAAUGACUGGCGCCGAGAGCAGUACGAGCGAGCACAGGCUGAUCUCGAGGCACUUGACCGACGUGCCGAUGAGCAGCGAACGCUGGGCUACAGCACCAAGGACGAUAUGGGCACGGACGGCGACGACACGGAGCACGUCGCACUGCCCUACGCUCGCCAGCCUGACUACGUCGCCUCGCCGCUGACGGGCAACAGCACGGCGGCACAGCCUGACACGCUCGUCGAUGUCAUCUUCGUCGACUUCAUCCUCUCCUCGGUCGUGCGCUUGCUGAACGGCAUGCAGAGCGAGCACGUCUACUCGAACGGCGACGCAAAAAACUACACUGCCCUCACGACGCAGGACCUCUAUCCGCAAUAUGCCCGCGCCGCAUGGGAGCAGUAGCAAGACGGAAGGACGGACGGAGGAUUGCUGGAAUAAUGUAAAUGCUUCAUGCCGCU
This is a messenger RNA of Tilletiopsis washingtonensis, 1980 nucleotides long. RefSeq lists its product as hypothetical. The transcript has 7 exons. Gene Ontology annotation, molecular function: hydrolase activity. NCBI's taxonomy places the organism in Eukaryota, Fungi, Basidiomycota, Exobasidiomycetes, Entylomatales. The record is from RefSeq and is a predicted model, not a curated record. The annotation marks the transcript as partial. Gene Ontology annotation, biological process: nucleotide catabolic process. Gene Ontology annotation, cellular component: cytosol.